Messenger RNA from Misgurnus anguillicaudatus (oriental weatherfish), 2192 nucleotides. Its product is annotated as phosphomannomutase 1. Lineage: Eukaryota; Metazoa; Chordata; Actinopteri; Cypriniformes; Cobitidae. The record is from RefSeq and is a predicted model, not a curated record. Gene Ontology annotation, biological process: mannose metabolic process; GDP-mannose biosynthetic process; protein N-linked glycosylation. Gene Ontology annotation, molecular function: phosphomannomutase activity. Gene Ontology annotation, cellular component: cytosol.
AAUUCAUUCACACUCACUCAGUAGUGAUCAUGUAGCCUGCAGUAUUUACUCUUGUCCGAGUUAUACUCGUUAGUAUUGCAAUUGCACUUUUAUCUUUCAGUUUCUAGGAAGAACUCGUUUUUAUUUUAAGCUUUGACUCGUCUUGAGUCUGGUCUGUAUAUAUUUUAUGUGAUUUAAAAAAAACCUGUUUUAACUACUGAAAUGGACAUAAACACUCGAGUAGCCGCAGGUCGAAAUGUUUUGUGUUUGUUUGACGUGGACGGAACGCUGACGCCUCCCAGAGAGAAGAUCGUCCCUCAGCUGGAUGAAUUUUUCCAGGAAUUACGAAAGAAGGUGAAGAUCGGAGUGGUGGGUGGAUCCGAUUAUUCCAAAAUUGCAGAACAACUUGGAGAAGGAGAUGAAGUCAUCUACAAGUUUGAUUAUGUGUUUGCUGAGAACGGCACAGUGCAAUACAAAGACGGCAAACUUCUCUCCAAACAGGCCAUUCAGAAUCAGUUAGGAGAAGAACUGCUGCAGGAUCUGAUAAACUUCUGUCUCAGAUAUAUGGGGCUGCUGAAACUACCCAAGAAACGAGGGACCUUCAUUGAGUUUCGUAACGGCAUGUUAAACAUCUCACCCAUUGGCCGAAGCUGCACGUUAGAAGAGCGAAUCGAGUUCUCAGAAGUUGACAAGAGAGAGAAGAUACGAGAGAAGUUUGUUGCAGCUCUGCAGAAAGAGUUUGCAGGAAAAGGACUGCGCUUCACUAGAGGAGGUUUGAUCAGUUUUGACGUCUUUCCUGAAGGAUGGGAUAAACGUCUCUGUUUAGAGUUUUUAGAGCAGGAGGGAUUGGACACCAUCUACUUCUUUGGCAAUGAAACAUCACUGGGUGGAAAUGAUUAUGAGAUAUUUGAGGACCCUCGAACCAUCGGCUUCACUGUUUGUUGUCCCGAAGAUACGGUUCGGCUCUGCAGAGAGAUGUUUUUUAAAGCUCCGCCCAAUGAGGCGUGAUAGCUCCGCCCCCUCACCUGCACGAGUAUCUGCAGCUCUACAGCGCCCGCUGCAGGACAGUUUGAGUACUGCAGAGAUCUGCACACACCACUACUGAACAUCAGACUGACUGAUAACACAUCACUCAUUAAUGAUGAAGUCUUCAGAUCCUCCAGUGUUGAUGAAGCGAUGCAUUUUAAUUAUUUUGUGAUCAGUUUUGUGCUCUGUGACAGAUGAUUGUAAGUUGGUUUGUCAUUGUUGACAUGUGAGAGAUUAUCGUUGAUUCAUCGUGACAUCAGACGAUUUUUAAUAUUUUUUAGAUGGUUUUGGGAAUCUUUUGGUAACUUUAGUGUUUGUUUACAAGAACAUGACCUGGCAGAGAUCAUUCACGACUGUUUUUAUCUGGUGUCUGUAAAAUAAUGUGCUAAUGUCAGAGGGAUGUAUUGUGUUUGUUGAGGUACGAGGUAUAUAGUCUGAGACGGAUAUUUAUGAAUGAAAGUUAAACAUGAAAGUCUGGAUACACUGCACUAGUUUUCAUUUGUUUAUACCCAAAAAAUGCAGCAUGAAGUUCAAACAACUUAGUUUUGCAUGCUAAUUUAAUCUACUAUUUUAAGUUUUGACCUGUGAUUAAGUUAACAGAAUAAGUUGAAGUAGCAUAAAAAGUUAAGUUGAUUUGACAAUAAUGCUGCAUUUUUUAUUAACUCACAUAUACGUACAGGAGAUGCACAUCUUAUUAUAAAAUCAGUGUUCAUCUUAAUGUUUUGAAACGGGUUCAGUGCAUAUCAGAAGUUAAAAUGUUUUAAACUUCACAUAGGAUCUUAUAAAUAUGGUGCUUUAGAUACUGAAGAAACUGAGUCUGUAGAUCAAAUAUAAGGGCGUUUGUUUGAUCUUUUUAUCAUUCCAGAAACAUCUCACACACCAUUUACAGUAUUCAUCUAUCAGUUAUGUUUCAUUAUGAAAGAAAUAUUGAUGAUAUAAACAAACACACAUUGAUUCUGUGUAAAAUAACUCUGAAUGUGUUUAUCAGAAUAUGAAGAAAUUCAAGCAAAUCAGAUUUAUAUUCUUCAUUAUAGAUGACUAAAUCAUAUUUCUCUUACACAUCAGUAAAUGAGGUUUUAACACUCCUGACUCUAAUGCUAUUAUCAUGUGUAAAUAAAUGAAAUGAUUGUGAACAUGACUUCAUUCAUAUAAACAUUUGUUAUAAAUAAAUAUUUGUAGUAAAUUGC